This is a messenger RNA of Pelecanus crispus (Dalmatian pelican), 645 nucleotides long. NCBI's taxonomy places the organism in Eukaryota, Metazoa, Chordata, Aves, Pelecaniformes, Pelecanidae. The record is from RefSeq and is a predicted model, not a curated record.
ACUAAAGAUAUCCCCAGUUCUGCAUUUGAUGAAGACAACACGGUGCAGUCUGUUUUUGACCUUAUCGUGGGUGGCUUGGAGACCACUGCCACCACUGCUCUGCUCUAUAUCGUGGCUUAUCCUGACAUCCAAGAAAAAGUCCAGAACGGGCUAGAUGCCAUUCUGAGUCCCCCCCAUCUAAUCUGCUAUCAGGAUUGGAAGAAACUGCAUUAUAUGAAUGCUGUGAUUCAUGAGAUCAUGCGCUAUGGUAGCAUUAUUUUAAUCACAGUUCCUAGAGCAGCAGUGAAGGAUACAACUGUUUCGGGGUAUCAGCUUCCAAAGGGCAUGGUGAUUAUGGCACACAUAGUCUCAGCUCUUUUUGACCCUGAAUAUUGGGAGACCCCUCACCAGUUUAACCCUAGCCAUUUCUUGGACAACCAUGGAAAUUUUGUGACCCGAGAGGCCGCCUUAGCCUUCUCAGCAGGCCACUGUAUGUGACUGGGAGAGGUGCUGGCAAAGAUGGAGCUUUUCAUCAUCUUCUGCAGUCUGUUGCAGACAUUCCAGUUCACUCUACCAAAAGGAGUUAAGGAAGUCAACACAGACAUUAUCUUUGGGAGCACAAUCAUGCAACCCCAUCCAUACAAGCUCUGUGCAGUUCUUCGCUAG